GGCUGAAGCUCAGGGGUGGUGGGGCUGUGCUGGGGGAAUCAGUGUGUGUGCAGAUGGGCACCUGGGUCCUUCUGCACAUGGAGCAUGUCCUCCUGGGCUGGGUGGUGCUGCUCGGCGCCUUGGCCAGCGUGUUGGCCACCAGCAGCAAGAGAGACCUGGGCCCAGUCAAGGAGGUGGCGAUGGACAUGGCCAACACCACCUUUGAUGACCAGUACCAGGGCUGCAGACGCAUGAUGGAGGAUGAGCUGGAGGAGCUGAACCGCACCGAGUUCACCAACGAGGUCUAUGCUGAGGGCUGGAGAAAUGCUGCCAUGGAGUGGCGAAAUCGAUGGGGUCGUGCCGACCACCCACCGGCACUGAGACGGGAUCAGGCCACAGCCAUGCUGGCGUACACGAUGGAGGGGAAACUGUACCACCAGUUCAACACAGCCACGAGGGAGGACGGCAUCUCCCGGCAGCACUACCUGCGCUCCUUCCCCUUCAAGACUCUGCAUUUCCUCCUGAGCAGAGCCCUGCAGACCCUGCGGGAAUCCCAGCCCCAGCGAUGCCACCACGUCUACCGUGGUGUCAAGGGCACCCGAUUCACGGCACAGCAGGGCAGGGUGGUUCGCUUCGGCCAGUUCACCUCCUCCUCCUUGCGGAAGAAGGUCGCUGAAUCUUUUGGCCAAGACACCUUCUUCUCGGUGGAGACCUGCUACGGUGUGCCCAUCAAGGAAUUCUCCACUUUCCCCGGUGAGGAUGAAGUCCUCAUCCCACCCUUUGAGCAAUUCAGGGUCACCAACAUCACCUACAACGAGGGCAGAACCUCCAUCCAGCUCCGCUCCCAGGGGAUGAACAGCACCUACAACUGCGAGUUCGUGAAGGGUAAGGGCUGCAGCGCUCCAGAAGGGGGAGCUUGGGUGAAUUGGGCACAGUGA
This is a messenger RNA of Lagopus leucura (white-tailed ptarmigan), 917 nucleotides long. RefSeq names its product ADP-ribosyltransferase 1 (gene ART1). The transcript has a single exon. Lineage: Eukaryota; Metazoa; Chordata; Aves; Galliformes; Phasianidae. Gene Ontology annotation, molecular function: NAD+ poly-ADP-ribosyltransferase activity; NAD+-protein-arginine ADP-ribosyltransferase activity. Bases 54 to 917 code for a protein of 287 amino acids. The record is from RefSeq and is a predicted model, not a curated record.